Messenger RNA from Chinchilla lanigera (long-tailed chinchilla), 479 nucleotides. It is a transcript of the gene Scgb3a1, whose product is annotated as secretoglobin, family 3A, member 1. The transcript is spliced from 3 exons. Gene Ontology annotation, biological process: positive regulation of myoblast fusion. The record is from RefSeq and is a predicted model, not a curated record. Lineage: Eukaryota; Metazoa; Chordata; Mammalia; Rodentia; Chinchillidae. Bases 53 to 364 code for a protein of 103 amino acids.
GGGUUGAAGCUCGCCUUGGGUUCUGGAAGCAUCCACCAAGGCCCGCUCUGUCAUGAAGCUCGCCACCACCAUCCUGGUGCUCUCUGUGGCCCUGCUCAGCCACUCUGGUGAUGCCUUCUUUGUGGAGUCCCUGGCUAAGCCUGUGGCUGAACCCAUAGCAGCCCUGGCCCCCGCUGCAGAGGCUGUGGCUGGGGCUGUGCCCAACCUCCCUCUGCCCUUCAACCCCCUGAAGCUCAUGCUGGCCAGCCUGGGCAUCCCAGUGGAGCACCUCAUAGAGGGUUCUAGGAAGUGUGUUGCUGAGCUGGGUCCUGAGGCUGUGAGAGCUGUGAAGAUGCUGCUGGGGGCCCUGACUCUCUUUGGUUGAACCAAGAAUGGAAUAACACUGACUCAGGACAAGCUGCUGCCCACCUCAAGGACGGGAAACCCUGCUUCCAUCCUGAUGCUCCUACCUUCCCCAAUAAACAUGGCUGAGCUUUGAA